Molecule: messenger RNA, 2542 nt
Organism: Erythranthe guttata (spotted monkey flower)
Lineage: Eukaryota; Viridiplantae; Streptophyta; Magnoliopsida; Lamiales; Phrymaceae
Gene: RLP4
Product: receptor like protein 4
Molecular function (GO): protein binding
Source: RefSeq, a predicted model, not a curated record
UAAAACUUCAACUGUUUGUUGUAGCUGCACAGCACGUCCCACACACAAAAUAAGCUUCGUUUUCCCAAAUAUUAUUCAUCUGAACUCGAGAAUUGAAGAUCCUCUCCGCCCUCAAUCAGUAGAAGAUCCAAAAAUGGAAUGUUAGUUGUGUUUUCGCCUCUUUCAAUUCAAGCUUCGGAAAAAGUAACUUCAGAUACAGCACAAGCAACUUCAGAUUUUACCAAAUCUGAGCUUCAAUGCUGGAAUCUCGGCUGCUGUUGCUUUUACUUGCUUUGUUCUUCGCUCCCAGACCUUCAUUUUCUCGAGCACCGUAUGUAUUGCGAAUAAGCUGUGGGGCCCGUGAUGACGUUCACAGUCCUCCAUCAAACACUCUCUGGUACAAGGACUCGUAUUACACAGGAGGAAUCCCCUACAGCGCGACCCGCCCAAGUUUCAUAUCCCCUUCGCUCGACACCCUCCGUUACUUCCCUCUAUCCGAGGGUCCGGAAAACUGCUACAACAUAAACCGGGUCCCGCACGGCCACUAUCUUGUUCGAAUCUACUUCGGCUUAGUCAACGAGUCGAACUUCGACAACGAGCCUCUGUUCGAUGUCUCGGUUGAAGGAACCUUAAUUUACUCACUCCCCUCUGGGUGGAGCAACCAUGACAACGAGCAAGUGUUUGCGGAGGCGCUUAUAGUUCUCAAAGAUGGAACGGCCUCUAUUUGCUUCCACAGCACAGGGCAUGGAGAUCCAGCCAUUCUUGCUAUCGAAAUUCUCCAGAUUGACAACAAGGCUUACUACUACGGUAAAGGCUACGGUCAAGGAACAAUUCUUAGAACAGAUAGGAGGCUCAGCUGUGGGGCCCGCGAUCCGAAAUUCGGGGCGGAUUACAGUGCGAACCAUUGGGGUGGGGACAGAUUCUGGGAUGCACUCCCCACUUUCGGUCAGAGUUCUGAUCUUGUGGUAUCUACGAAGAAUGGAAUCAAAAAGGCAUCUGUAUCGCCUAAUUUUUAUCCGGAGGCUUUGUAUCAAACGGCUCUUGUUAGUACUGAUACUCAGCCUGAUUUGGCGUACACUAUGGAAGUUGAACCGACGAGGAAUUACUCGCUUUGGCUGCACUUUGCGGAAAUAGAUCCUGCGGUGACUGGAGCAGGGGAGAGGGUGUUUGAUGUCUUGAUUAAUGGUGAUGUUAAGUUUCGAGAUGUUGAUAUUGUGGGUAUGGCUGGGGAUGUGAACACUGCUCUCGUGUUGAAUACGACUGUUGCUGUUAAUGGCAGGAGUUUGACUAUAACGUUGCAUCCUACGAAAGGGAAUCAUGCCAUAAUCAGUGCAAUUGAGCUUUUGGAGCUUAUUUCGGCUGAAUCCAAAACAUUGCCAGAUGAAAUUAAGGCUUUGCAAAAAUUGAAGGGCGCACUUGGUCUUCCUGUUCGUUUGGGGUGGAAUGGUGAUCCGUGCGUUCCCGAGCAGCAUCCAUGGAGUGGAGUAGACUGUCGGUACAACAGGAAUAUCAGUAAAUAUGUUAUUGAUGGAUUAGGUCUCGACAACCAGGGUUUGAAAGGUUUCCUACCAAACGAUAUAUCCCGGCUUCAUCAUCUCCAGAGCAUAAAUUUGAGUGGGAACAGCAUUUCGGGGGUCAUUCCUUCUUCACUUGGAACAGUAACUAGCCUGGAGAUACUGGAUCUCUCAUUCAACUCCUUGAAUGGAUCUAUUCCCGAAAGCCUCGGACAGCUGUCCUCACUACGAAUAUUGGACCUAAACGGAAACUCUUUAUCGGGAAGAGUUCCAGCUGCACUUGGUGGAAGGCUCUUGUAUGGAGCUAGCUUCAAUUUUACUGAUAAUGCAGGUCUUUGCGGCAUACCUGGAUUACCAGCAUGUGGGCCACAUCUUUCUACCGGGGCUAAAAUCGGAAUUGGGCUAGGAUCUUGUGUGGCACUUCUACUUAUUGUCACAUGCUUGACAUGUUGGUGGAAAAGAAGGCAAAAUAUCCUUCGAACUCAAAAAAUUGCGGCGAGAGAUGCUCCAUAUGCGAAAGCUAGGACGCAUUUUAAUCGAGAUGUACAAAUGGCGAGACAUCAUGGAAACGAACAUGCACGGACAGCAGCUGAAAACGGGCCUAGCUUACUUGCCUAAAUUAUUUAAAUAAAAAAAGACAGAUUUUUGGUGUGAAAUCUCGUAUUCUGUGGAUGAUUUUUCGAAUAUGGGGAAGAUUCGCAGUGGUACGUGAAAGGACAAAUAUGCCCUCAUGUGGUUUAUAUGAUACUCAGAAGCUGAUUGGUUUGGUGGUUGAGGCUCCGAUAUAAGUGGUAGCCAGCCACUCUUGUGCCUAAUUGAAAAGAUAAAUUAUUGAUAGAAGAAAGUGUUGUAUAUUGUUGUAGUGAAAUAUAGCUCUGAUUGAAUCAUCAAAUUGCAUUUGCAUCCAUAUAAAAAGGUUCCCUUGUCUUUCCAUACAUGUACUUUAGAUUAACAUAACUCCAGGUUAGCAAUUUUAUUUUUUGGGUUCAAUUAUAAAUUCGUGUAAUUUUAAUUCUUUUUAUUUAGUACUUUUGUUGGUAAUUUCCGUA